AUGGAAUCGAUAUAUGAUGAAAUCGAGAUUGAAGAUUUUACAUUUGACCCAAUAACCCAGUUAUUCCAGUACCCGUGUCCAUGUGGAGACAAGUUUGCUAUUGGAAUCGAUGAUUUGGCAGAUGGAGAAGAAAUUGCGGUUUGUCCAAGCUGUUCGUUAAUGGUUAAGGUUAUUUUUGAACCAGAAGAUUUAGAAGAAUAUUACGAACAGUUAGAAUAG
Molecule: messenger RNA, 219 nt
Organism: Hyphopichia burtonii NRRL Y-1933
Lineage: Eukaryota; Fungi; Ascomycota; Pichiomycetes; Serinales; Debaryomycetaceae
Gene: KTI11
Product: Kti11p
Exons: 1
Coding region: 1-219 (72 amino acids)
Biological process (GO): protein histidyl modification to diphthamide
Molecular function (GO): metal ion binding
Source: RefSeq, a predicted model, not a curated record